GGCAGUUCGGGAUAUAGCACGACAAGCACUUACAGCUUCAAAGCAUCCAGCACAACUGGUAGCUACCGCACGGAAUCUGAAUACGAUUAUGCAUUUAUAUCACACUUGAAUACGCAUCAUCCGCUGGCUGAGUUAAAGAUGCAAGGCUUGCGUGGCCACCAACAGUUGAAUGCCAAAGUGUUGCCCGACACGUGCGUUUCUACUUUGGCGCAAUUCAUUGAACCCUGGCACGAAGAGGACACCGAUGACGAAGAUGACGACUCCGACACAGACACAAAUUCGGAUUCCGAUGAAGAGUACAGCUCUAAUGACGGUCGUUACGACGGUGCACAAUCGAGAUCAAAUGGAAGAAGACGUUAUCGCGAUCACGAAACACUACAGGCCAUACGUUUGUACAAGUUGGAGCAAGAACGCCGCAAAGUGCUGCUGCGGCAAAACUUUCUCAAUUCCAAAGAGUUUAUGCGUUACUUUGGCGAGUUAGUGCGCCAGCAACUAGCCGAUCGCUUGCAUAUAUCGCCCGAUGAAUUGAACGAGGGCACAUAUCGCGGCCCAUCUAUCUACACCAAGUACUUUGAACUCAUACCCGCCAUUUACGUAGCGCACAAUGCACAGCACUGGCCAGAUUGUGCAUUUCAAUUUCGUAUACGCGAACGACCCGUCUCGACAAAUCCACUCACAGGCCAGCAAUUUCAAUGGCCCACACGUACAAUGAUCAGACGCAUAGAAACUUUCGGCUUUCAUGUGAUACCGGUGGGUUAUGCGCCAAAAAGGCAGCGAAAUCCCUUUCGUGAACUUGAAUGGCGUAUUGUUUUCCCAAAAGCCGAACGCUACUUGGAGCAGCAUCUCACCAAUACGCAGGUUAAGGUCUUUAUGAUGACUAAAGCUUUGGUGAAGACUUUUGUCGAGCCACAAGAGAAGCACAAGGCGCUCAUGUUCACAAUAGAUCACCUGCGCAUGCAUCUCUUUUGGGAAUGUGAGCGGAAUUUUACCGGUUGGCCGGAGGAGUACUUGGGCGAAGUGCUGCUACGUUUUAUUGGUACUUUUAUGCAGCGUUUGCGUGAAAAGUGUUUGAAGGACUUCUUCAUUGAAGAACGUAACCAUUUCGAAUCCAUACCGGAGUAUUCAUUAGUCAUGCUAUUUUCAAUACUCUCCGACAUUGCCGCCAAUCCAUUGAUGCAUCUCAUGGUAGCGCUCAGAAAUGUGGAGUUUGCUGAAGAUUUCUUUCCUAAGCUGAAUUAUAAGAAAUUAUUUGAAAAUCUCUGCGAAAAUAAUAUGCUAAAGUUGAAAGUACAGGCCAAGAACUCGCGAAGUCUGGUGGGGUUAGAUGCAGUUGAGGAUGAACCUGCGCUCAUGGCAGAUGAAGGCGCGAAGGGUUUGAUUGGCAUGAAGCAACAUCGCGAGAAGACCAAAGGAAAAUUGAGACGAAAAACGCAUGUGAUGAGACAUAACAUUGAAAUAAAAAAGAAACAGGAAUAUGAGAAGCGACGGCUUUCUGAGGAGUCUAUUGACGUUGAGUUCUUUUUUUGCCGGAACCUCAAAAAUUCUCAACCAAAGCAACUCAAUCAGGGUGUUGAAAAUUUACGACGCACAAAUAUACUCGAAAUCUUUAUCGAUCAUCUCAUAGCGAUGACUGAGAAGGCACUGGAGUUUCGUGUUCUAUAUUUGGCAAAAACUUUCUUGGCGCAAGCAAAACGACUUUGCAAAUUCUACAACAACUAUGGCUGCGAUAUGGGUGCAAAGGAAUAUCUUAGCACAAUCGAUAGCCUGGAACAGGAGAUCAGUGGAUUGCAGAUGAACGAAGAUUUUACGCAUUUACCGCCGGCUUUGCCGAUUCGUUCAAGUGUUGAAGCUGGCAAAAUUAAGGGCACAAAGGAGUUAUUCGAGCAUUUGGAGUGUGUGCGCAGAACUGUAAAGGUGGAUAUUGAAACAUGGAAUUGUGAAAAGGAGGGGGGCAAAGCUGUGAGCCAAAGUAAAAGCAGCAACAAUACGCUGGAAGAAAAUACAGACCGCAAGAACAAUGGAGGUUCACACAAGUCCACAAAGUUCAUCGAGCACGUAGAACAAGCAGCAGAGCAGAGCGACACCAAUCCGAUAAAAAAUCCUGAGAGUGCAAAUGUUGCUGGCAUUUUACGUUUCAACCCCGAAGUUACAGAAAAAUACCAGGCUGCAAAUGCUGCUGAGCAAAAUAAAUCCAGCGAGUCGUGUGUGGACUACGAAUCUAUCAAGGGCUAUCAUUUUGAAGAUAGUACAACACCUAGUCAUAUGGAAAUCCAUGCUUUAAAGGAAGAAUCUGAUAAAACUCCAUUGGAGAUAGAGCAUGAAGACGAAUCGAGACAAGGUAGCGUUGCGCCAACAGCCAACGAAGAGACGAAAUGCAUGCGAUUUGGUACAAGGUCGCGUAUGCUACGAAAUCUACCAUUGAGCAAUUCGCAAAUGAUAAAAGAUCUUACAGCAUCAACCGAAAAACUAUUAGCAACAAUGUCAUCGGAGGAGAAGCGUAUGCAGAUAAGAGAAAAUAUCAAACGGAAAACAUUGCAACUGAAAGGCGCUUUCAUUCAAAGCUCAGAAUCGUGAUAUUCAAGAUAAAU
This is a messenger RNA of Rhagoletis zephyria (snowberry fruit fly), 2588 nucleotides long. RefSeq lists its product as uncharacterized. Lineage: Eukaryota; Metazoa; Arthropoda; Insecta; Diptera; Tephritidae. The record is from RefSeq and is a predicted model, not a curated record.